Messenger RNA from Lactuca saligna, 696 nucleotides. NCBI's taxonomy places the organism in Eukaryota, Viridiplantae, Streptophyta, Magnoliopsida, Asterales, Asteraceae. The record is from the annotation of a GenBank genome assembly.
AUGCUUCCUGGAUCUCAGCAGUCGCGCAACCCGAUCCUCAGCAUCCAUGCGACCAGCUCAACAGUCACGAUGUCGGACCAACAGUCGUGCUGCCUAGCUCUCGACAGCCGCGCUACCCAGUUUUUGUUAACACUUGUGUUGCCUAUCUUUUUCAACAGCUGCGUUGCCCGGUUUCCAGCAACUUCGGGUGACAGUAGAUCGAAAGAGCAACCUCAUAGUUCAACCCUUGGGAGUCUUAUUGCCCAACUCUCACUCCACUGUCCGGCUCCCAGUAGCCUCGCUGCAUGCUUCUCGACAGAGUCAUUAGAAGAAGUGACACCAGUCGUCACUACAGCUAAUGAUGGAGUAAUGCAUCAUGUGGCAUCAUACUUCGGCCCAGGCCGGACACAUAGAUUGUCGGCCGCUAUGCCCCAUUCUGCAAAGUUCAGUACCUUUGCCUUGAGUCUCCUGGCUUCCCAGCCCGACUCCGUUAUAGCGGCAAGCUCCGCAUACGAGUACCCUUGCCUUGACUUCUCAGCCCGACUCCGGCAAGCUCCACCUGCAAGGUUCAGCAUCCUUGCCUUGAGUUGCUUGGCUUCCCCGCCCAACUCCAUUCUUGCGGCAAGAUCCGCAUGCAAGGUUCAAAACCCUUGCCUUGAGUCCCCUGGCUUCUUAUCCCGACUCCAUCAUAGCGGCAAGCUUCACCUGCAAGGUUAA